Messenger RNA from Brachypodium distachyon (stiff brome), 1478 nucleotides. RefSeq lists its product as uncharacterized. NCBI's taxonomy places the organism in Eukaryota, Viridiplantae, Streptophyta, Magnoliopsida, Poales, Poaceae. The record is from RefSeq and is a predicted model, not a curated record. The transcript has 5 exons. Bases 252 to 1100 code for a protein of 282 amino acids. Gene Ontology annotation, molecular function: ubiquitin binding.
GAGGUCGUCGCCCGUCGAGGGAAAAUAGAAAAUUUACACCUGCCUGCCACCUCGAACUGGCUAACCGCGCACGCCUCCGUAGCCCGAGCCCGUUCCGGUUCCGCCGUGGAUCGCUGGAGGAGAGGGUUACCGGCCGGACCCUCUCGGGCCAGAUGGUGGGCGACCCCCGCGGCGGGGGCGAGUAGCACGGCUGCGAGCGGCGGCGGCGGCGGCGGACAGAUCGACGAAGCGGCGAGGCUGUGGGUGCCACCAUGUCUGCCGUAGUGUGCGGCAAGAGGUCCUCCAUCUUCGGCGACGAGCUUAUCCCCUCCUCACCCCCUUCCCCUCCCCACCACCACCCCUCCAAGCGGGCCCGCUGCUCCCCGACCCGCGCCUUCGACGACGCCUACCGGCGGGAGACUCUCCUCCACCACCUCCACUCCCUCUUCCCUCACAUGGAUCCCAAGCUGCUUGAAAGAGCUCUUGAGGCAUCUGGAGAUGAUUUGGAUUCUGCAAUAAGGAGUUUGAAUGACCUUCACCUGGAGUCAGCAGAGGUUAUCUUAUCAGCUGCUGUUUGUGAAUCUGAGAAUGGCCUGUCAACAGCCCUUAAGUCAACGGCCGAAGGUGGUUGUACAGGUGGUGUUAGUAAUGGCCAUUUGGAUGCUAUUUCUGGAAAUUCACCCAAGGCAGGUAAUUGUCAGACAAAUCAUAGCUCUGAAUGGGUUGACCUAUUUGUCAGAGAGAUGACAAGCGCCUCUGACAUAAAUGAUGCACGGGCCCGUGCAUCAAGAGCAUUGGAGGUAAUUGAAAUGUCAAUCCUGGAGCGAGUAGGACCCGAGGUAGUGCAGAACUUGUCUAAGGAAAAUGUGAUGCUAAAGGAGCAGCUAGCAAUAAUUCUGCGAGAGAAUGCUGUUCUCAAACGGGGGGUUGCAAUCCAACAUGAGCGCCAAAAAGAGUUCGAUGUUAGGACACAGGAGGUUCAGAACCUGAAGCAAUUGGCUUUGCAGUAUCAGGGGCAACUUAAAACUCUCGAGAUAAAUAAUUAUGCACUUAGGGUGCAUCUCCAGCAGGCUCAGCAGAACAGUUCAAUGCCUGGGAGUUUCCAUCCUGAUGUCUGCUAAUGUGCCUUGAGGGCCAUAUCCCUCUCAUACUAGAAUUAUGCCCUAGUAUCUUAUGACCCGAGGGAUCCAACUAUUGGUCCUGAUAUGUGUGCACUCGAUGCCUAUAGAGGCCAAAAGAUCAAAUGUACCAAUUUACCAUGAAGACUUGUUGUAUGAUAUGCGCAACAGUGAAUCAUUGAUGUCAAAAUAAAAAACAAAGAAUCAUGUGCUCCAGGAAAGCUCGGAAGAAAUAAUGUGUUGAGGCUGAAAGUGCUCCUUGCCUAAUGUACACCUUGUAACAGUAGCUUUAUGUGUGAAUUGCGAGGAAAAUGUAUUAUCGUCAGAUGUAAUGCAAAGCAUCAAACGACAAGAUGUAUUAACAGUAGUCUUGAUGAAUCC